Messenger RNA from Nematostella vectensis (starlet sea anemone), 1490 nucleotides. RefSeq lists its product as uncharacterized. The record is from RefSeq and is a predicted model, not a curated record. The coding region runs from base 168 to 1247 and encodes 359 amino acids. Gene Ontology annotation, molecular function: oligosaccharide binding. The transcript has 7 exons. NCBI's taxonomy places the organism in Eukaryota, Metazoa, Cnidaria, Anthozoa, Actiniaria, Edwardsiidae.
UCCAAAGACACUUAAAGGCACAAGCUCGGUUAAUACAGUUCAAAAAAGACGAGAAUCGAAGAUGAUUACAAGCCUGCCAUUGUAACCUCAUCGCCAGUGCCAAUUAAACUGCGAUAGAACUAAAACCUGUCAAGUUUUUUUCAUUUCAGUGAGAUAAGCUUCGCAAGAUGCUCCCGCAUAUCAUGGUGCAUUUCUUCUUCGUCAUUCUGGUCAAAGCUGAAAAUGGAGAUGAAAGAAAAGAUGCUAUGUUUUACACUAAACAAGGUUACAUGAUUGUAGAAUCGAUAUUCAAGAAGGCGCAAGUAGGGGACACAUUUGAAUGUAUGUCUAACUGUUUGGCUGAGGAAAAAUGUGUGUCAGCGAAUUUCCAAAACCAAGGGUAUCCCAAGCACCUGUGCGCGCUGAGCAGCUCUUCUGGUGGAGUGUUGAAAACUGAUGGGUUCACGAUACUUCAACGGAUGCCGCAUCCAGCUUUCCCAAAGGCCGAAUGCAGCUCUCGCUGCAAAAAUGACGUCGCGUGUGUGCCGGACUCCCUGUGGAAUGGUUACAGGUGUAAAUGUCGUCAUGACAACAAGGGCCUGUACUGCGAGGACUGGCAAGAAGAGAUCUCAUCGUGCAAAGAUAUUUAUACCAAAACCAGCCGCCGCAAGAAUAUGGUGUAUACCUUUACUUUCGACUCGAAGACGACGGAUGCUUACUGUCACAUGAGUGGUGCAUGCGCAAGUGGAGGCUGGACGCUGGUCAUGAAAACAGAUGGGAACAAGGACACGUUUAGGUACGACUCUACCCUAUGGACCAACAAAGACGAGUUCAAUCCCGAAGCAGGAAAAACCGGAUUGGAUAAAAACGAGACGAAACUGUCGUUCUACUGGAGUCAUUCAUUCCAGGAAGUCUGCCUUGGUCUACGGGUGGGCGAGGACUUGAGAUGGCUCAACUUAAAGUACAGCAGAUCAUCCCUGUAUGACGUCAUUUCUAUGACAUCCCGUACACCCACAACCGCUGGACGGGACGCCUGGCUCAGAUUGAUGGCAAACUCGUCAUUCCAAGAUAACUGCAACUUAGAGGGCUUUAACAACCGAAGAGUAAGAAUCGGGAUUCGUGGAAACAAUGAGAACGAGUGCGCAAGUCCCGAUAGUUAUAUUGGUAUUGGCUAUAGCGACGCAGUUUAUACCGGCAACUUCUGCGGUAAUUCGUGUAAUAACGGCGUAAAGAAUACAGCUGCUUUUGGUUAUAUAAUGAUCAAGUAAAACAAGCGAGUUUUGUGUAUUCACUAGCCUGCGUAGCAGCUCAAAGGAGAUUAGGCAGCUGGCCGUGCUCUCCCUCUCCCCUCGCUGCCUCUUCUUCCUUACGCUUAUACACAAAUUACAAAUUUCCUUGAAUCCGAAAACUCAGCAUACAGUUUUGAUCUUGAUUGUAUAAACAGCAUGAAAUAAUAGGCGGUGCCGUAAACGUUGUUAAGAAAAGUAGAACAAUAAAUAAAUCAGGUUGUU